Messenger RNA from Myotis lucifugus (little brown bat), 1428 nucleotides. RefSeq lists its product as uncharacterized. Lineage: Eukaryota; Metazoa; Chordata; Mammalia; Chiroptera; Vespertilionidae. The record is from RefSeq and is a predicted model, not a curated record.
AUGGCGGCUACUGCCUUACUGGUAGAGGAGAGCAGGAAAUUAACUUUUGGAGGAGCCUUAAUAGUAAGCAAUCCCUAUCAGGUCAGGAGCAUACUAAAUCAAAGAACCAGGAGAUGGCUGACAGACUCCCGAAUUCUGAAGUAUGAGGCCAUAUUAUUAGAAAGGGAUGAUUUGGUUUUGACCACCUAUGGCUGCCUGAACACUGCCAGGUUUCUAUGGAAGGUAGAGGAAAACCAGGAAGCAUCCGAACACAACUGCCUAGACAUCAUGGAAUACCAAAUUAAGGUCAGGCCAAGCCUAAGUGAGGUCCCACUGCAUGACGGGGCCAAGCUGUUUGUUGAUGGGUCAUCCUGGGUAAUCGAGGAAAAGAGACAAAAUGGCUACGCUAUCAUUAAUGGAACCAAACAUUCCUUGUGUGAGGGAGGGAACGUGAACUACUCCUCUUGCCUCUCUAGGCAGAGGGCAGAAUUCACUAGACCUGUGGGAGAGCAGACAACCUGCACCAGUGUCUUAAAUGUCACCAAUGGGUCAAGUGUUGGCAAUUACUCAGCUCUCCACAUACCCCAGGCUGACAUCUGGUGGUUUGUGGGAAAAGGAACCUCCAUGACAUCACCAUCCAAUUGAACUGGGACCUAUGCCCUAUUUCAAUUGGCCAUUCCAUUCACCCUGGCAUUCCACCAGGUACCCAAAAAGAAUGAAAGUAAGCACCGGCAUGGAGAGAAUAGCAGAUCUUUUGACUCCAAUAUAUAUAUUGACUCAACAGGGGUUCCCAAUGAAUUUAAGGCCUACAAGCAGGUAGCCGCUAGAUUUGAGUCUGCACUCUUCUGAUGGUCCACUAUCAAUAAAAAUGUGGACUGGAUUAACUACAUCUAUUAUAAUCAGAAGAAAUUUAUCAAUUACACCCAGGAUGCUCUUCAGUGGGUAGCUAGUCAGUUGGAUGUCACUAGCCAGAUGGCUUGGGAAAACAGAAUAGUGCUAGACAUGAUACUGGCAGAGAGGGGUGUUUGUGUUAUGUUGGGAGGAAAGUGUUGUGCCUUCAUUCCCAAUAACACAGCUCCUGAUGGCAUAAUCACAAAGGCACUCCAAGGACUAACGACUUUGGCUAAUGAACUGGCCGAAAAUGCUGGCAUUGAUGACCCCUUCACUGGAUGGUUGGAAGAAUGGUUUGUAAAAUGCAAAGGCUUAAAGGCCUCGAUUCUUCCAUCUCUCAUCAUUGUAGCAGAAGUCCUGACAGUGAUAGGGUGUUGUAUUGUCCCCUGUGUAAGAGGAUUAGCACAGAGACUAAUUGAGGCAGCUAUUAACAAGCAGAUGCCCAUGACUUAUCAACAAAAUAAUUUGCUAUUAUUAGAAACCAAAUUAGAUUCACUCUCCUAUGAUGAGGAAAGUCAACAGGUUCUACAAUCUGAAAAGCAGAAAAUACAAGAGUGA